Lates calcarifer (barramundi perch) is the source of this 5933-nucleotide messenger RNA. RefSeq names its product leucine-rich repeat transmembrane neuronal protein 4. The transcript is spliced from 3 exons. Gene Ontology annotation, molecular function: protein binding. Lineage: Eukaryota; Metazoa; Chordata; Actinopteri; Centropomidae. Bases 1954 to 3555 code for a protein of 533 amino acids. The record is from RefSeq and is a predicted model, not a curated record.
AUUUCUGUGUCAAUAUCCAACAAUGAAUAGACAACAGGAAGAAAAAAGCACUGCACUUUCUCAACUUUUCUCGGCAUAAGUUAAAAUAUGACACUUAAAACCAAAUGAAUAAAAAUAUACACACGCUUUUCUUCCCAUCUGUUGUUUUCCACUGUAUGUUGAAUUCACACUGCCUGUCAAAAGUUUCUGAAUACUGAAUACUCAAAAAUGAAUUUCAAACAGUGUGCUCAUUGUUAAUACCACAAGUCAGAAAAUACAAGAAAACAACAUAUGGAUGCAGAAACAAUUGUCUGUUUUAUUAGAAAUGGCCAAUGGACCCUAUAGACACCUGUAGAAGACAAUGUAAAUAGUUUUUCUUGCUUGUUACUGUACUUGAUGAUAAUGCAAACCUAGGCUUAAUAAGCUGACCUUUUCAUUAUAGUCCCACUUGCCUGUGAAGCACUAAUUAAGAAUCAUAACAUCUGAGAUUUUGCCAACCGUUCCUUAAAGGCCCCAGAUCCAGUGUACAACCGCUGGGGCUCUUCUGAAGUGAGUGGAGGGUAUUAGUAGUUACAGUUCAGACUUUGCACACAGGCAAUGGCAAUUAGGUAUACUGCUGAUACAGCAUCAUAUUAAUUUAUGUUAUGUUAGCAUGUUAGCAAUAAAUGCAGUAAACUAUAGACACACUAUAGACAAAAUAAUAAAAUAUACACAUAAUCAGACUUGAUCACCAGUGAAGGUAAUAACUUAGCACAUUUACUUCAGUAAUAGAAUUAAGAUUGUUUUUUUAGGUAUUUGUACUUUAGAACUUCCACUUUACUCUGCAAUGUUGUAGUCCUAUCUACAUGUAUUUGACAUAGUAGUUACUUGCAGAUUACGAUUUCACAUAGAAAACAUAUGGUGAACUUAUGAAUAUGAUCUAUAUAUAAAACUACUGGAUAGUAUGGGGCAUAAAUUGAAGAAAUGUUCCUAUAUUAGUAACAAUAUUCCAACAAUAUAUUAAAUAUAAAACAUUAAAAGGAGCCAUGCUUCUAAUUACUAUUACUUAAGUAGUCACGUGUGCCUUUAAUCAAAAAUGUGAUAAUUAUAGUGACAAACAUUUCUCAGUUCCCUGUAGUAAAUUUAGAUUUUGUGAUAUUCAAUCCUGCAAUUAGCGCUUUGCUUGAGUUUAAUCUGAAAAUGUUCAGUCACUGGCAGUGCAUCUUCACAAAUAUUUAAAUGCAGAGCAAACAGUCUUCCCAUUCCUCUGCUUUAAUUGAUAUGCAGGCUCUGUCUGUACCUGAGGACAAUGAAGUCUAUACUUCAGUGUAGGCUGCGGAGAGUCACUCCACGACCAGGAGAGGGCAUCUCAAGUCCUGAAACGAGCACCACUGAGCUCAGUAUAAUCCUACACCAACAUCAUUCCUGUUGCUAUACAACUGAUUUAUUCUUGAUGCCACGGUCAACGGGUCUAAUCCACAGCAGACUGCGCCGUUUCCUCCUACCGUGCACAUCUGAAUUAGGAUUCAUCCAACUUGCCGGGUUUGGACCUCAGUUUAUUCCUUUCAAAUUUCUUCACUUGCUCGGUUUCCAGUCUCUUUUCUGUCACUUAACCUAGAUUCAACAAUUGGCGACUCGGUGUUUGAAAUGUAGGCUUUUACAGCCUUCCAAAAAAAAAAAAAAAAAACGCGCUCAACAAUGUAAUUCUCCUGAGGAUACGAGCUUGAGCGCGUUCAUCCGACGGUUUUUGUAAGGUGGCAGUCAGAAAUAUGCGUUAUCAAGCUCAUGUUGUGCGGUAACGUGGGAAACUACAGGCAGAGGUUGAUACACACCUUCUGGAGCUACUCUCAUCUCCGACAGGUGUGCGGCUGUGCGCAAAGCGGAUACGGCUGCGGCUCAAAGUGCGUAUAUUUUCCUUGCAGACGGGCGUCCUGGGUGCGUGUCCAACUAUCUGGACAAAACGCCGAGUGCGUCUAACAUGUGGACGUGGAACGCAUGCAACAGAGAGCCCUAAACAUGAGGAGGAGCCGACACCGCGCAAAUAUGGGACUUCCAGUGCUUUUCAGAUGGCUUGUAUUCACAGUGGUGGUGCCCGCCUGGCUGCUUGCUGCUGCUCCAAGCAGCAUCCGUGAGCGUCCCUGCCCCCAGAGCUGUAGAUGUGAUGGGAAAAUAAUAUACUGUGAAUCCAAUGCCUUCCGUGACGUGCCAAGCAAUGUGUCUGUGGGCACACAGGGCCUGUCCCUGCGUUACAACAGCCUGGUGAACCUCAGAGCCCACCAGUUUGCAGGGCUGAGUCAACUAGUUUGGCUCUACCUCGACCAUAAUUACAUCAAUGCUGUGGAUGGCCAGGCUUUCCAUGGGAUACGAAGGCUCAAAGAACUGAUCCUCAGCUCAAAUAAGAUCACACAGCUGAAAAACAACACUUUCCAUGACGUUCCUAAUUUACGUAAUCUUGAUCUUUCCUACAAUAAACUGCAGGUUCUGCAGCCUAAUCAGUUCCUGGGUUUACGGAAACUGCUGAGUUUACACUUGAGGUCAAAUUCCUUAAAAACUGUGCCAAUGCGAGUGUUCCUCGACUGUCGCAACCUGGAGUUUCUUGAUAUUGGCUACAACAGGCUACGGAGCCUGACCCGUAAUGCCUUUGCAGGACUCCUUAAACUCAUCGAGCUUCAUCUGGAGCACAACCAGUUCUCAAAGAUAAAUUUUGCUCAUUUCCCCCGUCUGACUAACCUGAGGGCACUCUAUUUACAGUGGAACCGUAUCAAACUACUAACCCAGGGCCUGCCAUGGAUGUGGACUUCCUUGCAAAAGCUGGAUCUUUCAGGAAAUGAACUCCAAGUGCUGGACCCGAGUACGUUCCAAUGCCUCCCUAAUCUCCAGACACUUAAUCUGGACUCCAACAAACUCAGCAAUGUGUCUCAACAGACGGUGGAGGCUUGGAUCUCCCUCACCACCAUCAGUCUGGCUGGUAAUUUGUGGUACUGUAACCCCAACAUAUGUCCCCUGGUGGCCUGGCUCAAGGCCUUUAAGGGCAACAAGGAGUCCACUAUGAUUUGUGCUGGCCCAAAAGAGGCACAAGGAGAGAAAGUGACAGACGUGGUGGAGACUUACAACAUCUGUACAGCAACACCGACUCCUAUACCUACAACGACAUCGCCCCUCACUUCUGCAUUUCACCCUGAGCUGCUGCCUCUUCCCACACAGUCCGUGGUCGAUAAGAAGCCAAACUGGAACAGGACAGCCUCCCCGACUCCUUCCGAGGCCUCCCCCACCAUCCCCUUGCCAGACACUGAGUAUGUGUCCUUCCACAAGAUCAUAGCUGGUAGCGUGGCCCUCCUCUUAUCUGUGGCUAUAAUUCUCCUGGUUAUCUAUGUCUCAUGGAAGCGCUACCCUAGCAGUAUCAAACAGCUUCAGCAGCGCUCUGCGGUUAAAAAGCGCCAGAAAAAGGCUCGGGAGACAGAGCGCUCCCUUAAUUCUCCACUGCAAGAGUACUAUGUGGACUACAAGCCUUCACACUCAGAGACUAUGGAUGUGCUGGUUAAUGGGACAGGACCUUACACAUACACCAUCUCAGGCUCCAGGGAAUGCGAGGUAUGACCGUUGCCCUCCAAAAAUCCAUUUCCACUGCGAGGCAUGAGAGAUACCACGGCAGCUGAGUGCUUUGACGUUGUACAGGUGUGAGCAGUCGGUUCUGGAUUACUGCCAUGCCCACCUGCCGCUGCACCUCAAUGUGGGCAUGGAGCCCCAAACUCAGGCGCUGGGAGGUCCAAGGUACCACUCAGGCCUAAUGGCUGCCCUCCCCUCCGAGCCUGUGCUGCCUUGCCCCCAGACCCACUCCCUCCACCAGUGAGCUGUGCACACUGUGAGGCUCUGUGUCCAAAAUACUGUAUGUCUGCUGCACAGGAUCGGUGGACCAUUCAAAUGAAACACAAAGCUGUGUGGGAGGGAACUGGGACUGGUAAAGAAGCAAAGGAGACAAUUAAUCUACUGCAGAGCAUCCUGGAACCAGGGUAAUGAAAAUAUUUCUCAGUGGAAAUAAAGGGGUGCAGCAGUAUUGAUUAGUGAGCUUCUGAUCUACCUGACCCUCACUGUCCUCAAUUAGGAAGGAGGCUGAACAGCAGCAUGACUUUCCACAUUCUGCUAUGCCUCUUGAGAAGUAUUAAGGAUAAUAAUUUAAUGAUUUGUUAAUCUUAUUAAACAUAUUUCCUCAACUUCUCCUAAUCUGGGCGCCUCUCAGCUGCGUCAGGUAAAGUAAUCAAACGCAAAAUGCUAUAAACAGAGCAGGGAAACAGCAUGAUAAGCGAAUGAGUAGCAGAACAAAUGAAAGAUCAGCCAAGCUAAAACGUUCUCUGCUGCUUUUCCUGAUCACACUGUCAGUCAGAGGUCUCUCCCUAACUCAAGUCCCUGUAGCGUUUUUCAUCUCCAGAAAUGAGCCACUCAAAUGAAAUUACCCAAGACGAGAGAAACGAGUCAGAAAAUAACGGACAAUAAUUGUCAAAUAAAAUGUACAGCCUACACAUCUUGCCGGCAGUAAGUAUAAUUUACAUGGUGACUUCUGAUUUCUUUAAUUAAUUUGUGAUGUGGAUCACAUUAUAAUUUAUUUAGUCAAGCUGAAAAAUAAACACCAAGUACAGAUCUUGCUGCACUGGGACAUUCAGAUAUUUACUUUUCAACAACAAUUUAAAUCACUCUUGUAGUUAGUGGUUUUUGUUUGCUUUUGUUAAAAUGUGUUAUUCAACCAAUUAUCUGAUUGUGCACUCAUAAUAUCUACAUGUGUGUGCUUUUUACAAGAUGUUACAUUAUAAUAUAUGAUAAAUUAACUGUGGUAAAUGACCAGUAACAGUACCAUUCAUCAAGAUCAGUGGUAUCAACCCAAACAACUGUCUGCUGUAUUUAGACAGCUGUGUAGGUGGCUGAAGAGACUCAAGAGCACACCGCUGAAGGCAAGACUGUAUAAUAAUGAUAUGUGUCUGGUUUUUGCCUCAGUGAUCACGACCCUGAUGGUAACUUUCACUUGCUUUUUCCUCCUCCUGUGACUGUGUGUGUGACCGUUAUCUGACGUAAUACAGUGUACUUGGCUCAUGGCCUUUUAUGUUGCUUCCAGGAAAGCAAACUUGUGUUCAAAACAGUACCCAAUUAAGGUCCUGGAUAUUAAUAGACAGCAGCUCCAUGUUCUUCACAAGCAAAUAGUGUACCAUGACAAUGGUGAAAGCUAAGCUAAAUGAGAUAAAAUUGGAACAUUUGUCAGCUGGGAAUUGACCGCUAGCUAAACCAGUCCCCUGAACAAUAAUUUUCCAAUCAUAGUUUGGCAACCAUAAAUAGGCUGGCCUGUCAAGCUUUGGAUGUCACAUGUUGAAAUAUUGUGCAUUCAGCUGUAAGGGUGAUACUCGAUAUUUAAAGAGUUAUGGGGGUUGUGUCUUUUUAUUUAGUCUUUCCAAAAUCAUAAACACAAAAAUUAAUUGAACUGAAUGUUUAUCUGCUCUAAUAUAAGAUGCAAAACGUAGCAUGAACUGAACUGCUAACUAACUUAAUAGUAAGUAUAGUUACCCAGUCUUACCUCUGAGGCCAAGAAGUAUUUUAUUAGUUGACUGCAUUUUGUGGACUUGCGUUAGACAAAUCUCCUCUCUAGCACAUUCACUGUGUAGUAUUUCCCCACUGAACAGAAUCCUGGAUACUAUCAGCAUAGGGUAACAUUAGCAGUUUUGUCCUGCCCCUGUUCUGCUGUUGGAUUUGGGGGCAUUUACACUACAGCAACCACUACCAAACUUCUUACCAUGGGGAGCAUUAUGUUCAGUAAAUACACUAGUUAUACUAUAUCUGAAAACUCAUAUCUCUUGUAGGGUUAAAGUGAAACAUAUUGUUAAAAAAUACAAACAACAAAGCAUGGGUCUAACAUCUGACUUGCUUCUCCAGGUGUAAGAUAAGCAGCCAAAUAAGGCUGUGUAAGAAUUGUUAAAAAAAAAAAAGAAGAAGAA